This is a messenger RNA of Emiliania huxleyi CCMP1516, 1741 nucleotides long. RefSeq lists its product as hypothetical. Bases 38 to 1741 code for a protein of 567 amino acids. The record is from RefSeq and is a predicted model, not a curated record. The transcript is spliced from 5 exons. Lineage: Eukaryota; Haptophyta; Isochrysidales; Noelaerhabdaceae.
AUUGCUUAGCUGCCUGCCUGACUCAUUCUCUUAACCUAUGCCGUCGCCCAUCUGGCCCGACGGCAUCCUGCCAUGGCUGCGCAGCCUCCCGCACCUCUCGGUGACGCUCCGUCCCGUGUCCAACGACUUUUCGCUCAAGGAGGAGUACGUGCAAUCGCAGAUGCUGUUGGUCGUGAUGGUGCUUGGCGUCGGCUUCAUUGUGCUGCUGCUGCUGGCAGUCCUCGUGUGCACCACAAUCACCUUCAUUCGCCCGUCCGACUCCCCAAAGCUCGCGGUCCGCUUCUAUGUCAUCGCCAACGCGGUCGCGAUGGCUGCCGCCGCCUCCCUCGCAGCGAGCUUUGACGGCAAUUUCGCGGCGGGGCUCCAUGCGCUCCUCGCAUCGAUCGACCGACUGCAGGCAGUCGCGCACACGGCCGCAGCGGACGGGGUAAGCCUCCGCGACGCAACCCGCGACGCGAGCCGCGCCCUGAGUGCUGUCGCGGCCUGCGAGGGCUGCGUUGGGGCGGCGGCGGCGUUGGCGAGCGGCGGGGCGGCCAGCAGCGACGCGGAUGGUGGUGGCGCGGGCGUGUGCCACGCGCUCGAGGCCCGCCACGCGCUGGAGGCGGAGGGCGGCGCCUUCGCCUCUCCUUUCUCGAGUGGGGAGGACCACUUUUCGCGCGUGACUGCGAUGCUGCUGCCGGCCACCGCGUGGCACCGCUGGGCUGCGACGCUGCCGCUCUUCGCGCUGACUCUCAUCGCGUGCGCCAUCGUCACCGGAGCGGUCGCUGGCCGGCGCGCGCUCCUCGUCGGGUCGCAGUUCGGCGGAGUCAUCGUCUGGUGGAUGAUGUGCGCCAUCACCUCGGUCCAGCUCGCCCUCGCCGUCGGCGUCGCCCUCGAGUGGUUUGCGGCGCAGCGCAAGGAGGCGGGCGGUGAGGAGGACCGCACCUUGGCAGCCGCCUACCACUUCCUUGCAAACUGCUCCGCGCCCAACCCGCUCACCGCGCCGCUCGACGGGGUCGCGUCCUCCACCGCCGCCCUCUCCGCCGCGCUCGACGCGCUCGGCGCAAACUGCUCCUCCCCCUCGCUGCUGCAGCCGGCGAGGAGGGCGCUCUCGCGGGUCGGCGAGUCGGCGCGGCGAGGCGAGGAGCUGCUCGGGGGCACGCAGCCUCCAGGAAGCGUCGUCGGCGUGUUCCUCUUCCAGUCGGCCUCCGGGCUGCUGCUGCUGCUGCUCACCGCCUCGCUGCCGGCGCUGUGGCACUCGCACUGGCUGCCGCCCCUCGCCCUCGACCUCGAGCCGUGGCGCCGCUCGGCUCGCCGGCUGACGGAGCGGCUGAGGGAGCGGCGGAGGGAGCGAUCGGCGGCGACGACUGCGCGGCUGCUCGCGCCGUCGCAGCAGGACGCGUCGCUCGCUUGCCUCGUCGCGCCGCUCGCGCCGAGCAACGAGCCGCCGGGGGAGGGGGGGGGUGCGUCGGCGCGAGGCGAGCCGGCGGCCGGCGCGAGUGGGGCGGCGCACGCGCCACCGUUUGCCGGCGAUCCCGGGCCGAGCCGCUGCUGCGGCGGAGCGGCCGGCCCGAGUGGCGGGGAGGCGGGCUUCGGCGGCGCUUGCGGUCCAGCCGCCGCGUCGUCGCAGGGCCCGCCGGCGGACAGCCCCGACACGAGCGAGCCGUCGGUCCUCAGCGAGGUUUCCCUCAAGCCGCUGCACGGCCUCGCCUCCUCCUCCUCCGAGGAGGAGGAGGACUGCUCCGAGGCAGAGAGCGCCUGA